Closterium sp. NIES-67 is the source of this 1470-nucleotide messenger RNA. The record is from the annotation of a GenBank genome assembly. NCBI's taxonomy places the organism in Eukaryota, Viridiplantae, Streptophyta, Zygnematophyceae, Desmidiales, Closteriaceae.
GGUUCCCAUAGUGAAGAUUAUUAGACAGCGCGGUGUAAUCACUCGUUAGUGCAGCUUGUGGCAUCCCGCGAUCCGCACGCCAUGGCCCCCGUCGACGAGGUGUUCUCGCAACUGCAGGGCUUCGUCGCGAAGGGCGCAGCGGAGCUCAGCCAGGGAGUGGAGCGCGGCUGGCACGGCGCCGUCGCUCGCUUCGACGCUGCUCGUCGCAACCCCUUGCCGCUCCCCCUCCCUCUCGCGUCUAUCGCUGGAGCAGAUCGAAGCGGCUCGGGCUCUGAUGGGCAAAGAGGUGGAUUUCGGUUACCAGACCCGAUUAAAGCCCUGCAGGCCGCAAUGAGCGGAGGGAGACCGCAGGAGACCCCUCUAGAGCCUAGUGCGGGAUCCAGACGGCGGAGAGUGGUCGCCGCUGAGAGUCCAUCUGACGGUUUAGUUCUGGUGUCUAAUAAGGCGUACGGCGACGGUUCGGCGACGGACGCGCGACGGAAUCAGCUGCCGACGAUUCGCACGUCCCUGUCGCAGGCGAUGGAGGCGACGUAUGCAGGCAGGCAGGGCGCGAGGGGAAUGGAGGGUGACGUGGACAGGGAGAGGGGCAGGGGGAGGCGCGAGGGAGGCGCGGUGCUGGCCGGGAGCGCGGUUAAGGGAAGGGAUGGGAGGAAAUACGAGGAGCUGGAUUACAGCAACGACGAAGAUGACGACCUCGCCGCCCUCCUGCGGCCCCCUCCGCCCUCGCCCCUCGCGGCCGACGCCUCUUCACCCAUCGCUACCGCUGCUGCUGUGGCUGCAGUGGUGGUUAGCAGCCCAGGUAGACGGAGUCAGGCGGGGCAGCAGCGGCAGCAGCAGGCGGGCAGUGUGAGGGUGGGGGCGGACGGCACGGAGGAGUGGGCGGGUCCUGCUCCGGACUUCCUCAAGAAGGCAGCGCAGGAGGCGGGGCCAGCGACGAAGGAGGAGCUGGGGCGCGCCACGUGGACGUUCCUGCACACGCUGGCAGCUCAGUUUCCGGAGAAGCCCAGCAAGCAGCAGCAAAAGGAUGCCAAAGAAUUCGUGACUCUCCUCGCCCGCGUCUACCCCUGCAAGAUCUGCUCCUACCACUUCCAAAAGAUAGUCAAGGCCAACCCGCCUCAGGCGGGGUCAAGAGGGGAGCUGGAGCAAUACAUGUGCCGCCUUCACAACAUUGUCAACCGCAGUCUCAAGAAGCCAGAGUUCCCGUGCAAGAGGGUCUCGUCCCGAUGGGGCUCGCUAGAGUGCGAGGAUAACGCAUGUGAAGUGUAGAGUGGGGUUGUUGCGAGAUUAGGGGGUUGACUGGGCCUGUAAGUAGAGAUGAUUGAAGCAGUUGUCAUUGUCAGGUGGCUUGAGGUAUUGUUGGGCUGAGAAAAGCCCUUAGUCUCAAAACUAGAAUUGAAUGAUUGAUUAGUGAGAGAGAGUACAUGCACAUAUACCUAAAUGUUGUACCCUCUAGGAGGUUACCCUAUACGG